AACAGGUUAAAAAUGUUGUUUCCUGUGUUCCCCGGGGAGUCUUUUAGUACCAGCUCGACGGGGGACCCUUUGACGUGCCCGGAGAUGUCUUCAGAAAAAAGCGGAGAAGGGAGGCAAAGCCAAAAAGCUGGACGAGGACGUUAGCAUGGACAGCUCGACAACUUUCCGGUGCCGCCCGUUGGAGGCACAGCGAGCACGAGGACACCGGAGAUGUGCCCCCUGGUUGCGGUGACGGUUGCAAAGUUUGUUCAUCCCUGAGGCAACGAUGGACUGGACGUGCAGAUGAACACCACGCUCUCAUGGCCAUGCGCUGCGGAGGGGACGAGGGGACAACACCAGUGCCUCAGAGAAACAACAACAACAACAACAAUAAUUCAGCACAGGCACGCAGGUGCUCACAAAGCGGCACGGCACACGGUGGACAUCUUAAACGAUGGGGCUCCCAGGAAGGUGUGUGGUGCUGUGUGACGAGAGGAGCAGGCGCCCACUCAGAUGCUCCUGACCCCCUUUGGCGAUAUCUGGGAAUGAUUCAGAAGACAAGACUGCUUUGAAGUGAACCCCGUGAGGAGCAUCCAAAACGACACAAUAUUCUGGUGGUAUUUUCCUGCGACGUCUUUGGGAUUCACCUGCCUGAGCCUUGACUCUCUGACCGCCAACUGAUCGGGAUACUGAUGUGAAACCUGCGAUGGAGACCAGGGCUUGAUAUCUUGGACUGGAAACUGAUCAACAAUGGACCGGCUGGUUCUGUGCGUGCUGCUGUGUGCAGCUCUGGUGAAGGGGUACAGCUGCCCCGGCCGCUGCAUCUGCCAGCAUCUCUCCCCGACUCUCACUCUGCUCUGUGCUAAGACUGGUCUGUUGUUCGUGCCCCCCACCAUCGACCGCAAGACCGUUGAGCUGCGACUCACUGACAACUUCAUCACCAUCAUCCGCAGGAAAGACUUUUUCAACAUGACUAGUUUGGUCCACCUCACCUUGUCCCGCAACACCAUCAGCCAGAUCACCCCGCACGCCUUUCUGGGCCUGCGAUCCUUGCGGGCGCUCCACAUGGAUGGAAACCGCCUCAGUGUGAUAAAGAGCGACCACUUUAAAGGCCUCAUCAACCUCCGGCACCUCAUCCUCGGGAACAACCAGAUCCACCAGGUAGCCCCCACCUCCUUUGAUGAGUUCGUUUCCACCAUAGAGGACUUGGAUCUUUCCAGUAACAACCUGCGCAGCCUUCCCUGGGAAGCCAUAGCCCGAAUGACCAACAUAAAUACGCUCACACUGGACCACAACCUGAUUGAUCACAUUGGGGCGGGGACUUUCACGCUGCUCACCAAGCUGGUCCGCCUGGACAUGACCUCAAACAGGCUGCAGAAGCUGCCACCAGACAGCCUGUUCCAGCAUGCACAGGUGCUGUCUGACGCCAAGGGCUCCAGCUCGUCCACUCUGGCUGUGAGCUUUGGUGGAAACCCUCUACACUGUAACUGUGAGCUGCUGUGGCUCCGCAGGCUGACGAGAGAGGAUGAUUUGGAGACUUGCGCAUCGCCAGAGCACCUCAUGGACAAAUACUUCUGGUCCAUCCAAGAGGAGGAGUUUAUCUGUGAGCCUCCGCUGAUCACCAAGCAUCUUGCCACCAAGCCCUUUGUGAUGGAGGGGCAGGGUGUGACUCUUAAAUGCAAAGCCGUCGGUGAUCCAGACCCAGACAUUCACUGGCGGUCACCAGACGGCAAGUUGGUGCAUAAUAAUUCCCGCACCAUCCUGUAUGAUAACGGCACGCUUGAUAUUCUCAUCACUACACUGAAGGACAGUGGAGCAUUUAAUUGUGUGGCGUCCAAUGCCGCAGGCAUCGCCACAGCUGCUGUGGAGAUCAACAUGAUCCCCUUACCCUUGUUUGUUAACAACACAGGCCAUAUGCGUGAGGACCCCGGCCUCUCAGACAUCACCACCUCCUCCAAAUCUGGCAAUGACACCAAGGGCUACGACAAGCAGGACAGAAGGGUGAUGGUCACCGAGCUGACCUCCUCCUCAGCUGUAAUCCGUUGGCCAUCUGAGCGCCACAUCCCUGGCAUCAGGAUGUAUCAGAUUCAGUACAACAGCACUGCAGAUGAUACUUUGGUGUACAGAAUGAUCCCAUCUACAAGCAAGAACUUCUUAAUCAAUGAUCUGGCCGCAGGGCGGGAGUAUGACCUUUGUGUGCUGGCAGUUUAUGACGAUGGCAUCACAUCAUUAACGGCCACACGUGUAGUAGGUUGCGUGCAAUUCCACACAGCCAGUGAGGUCAGCCAGUGCCGCUUCAUGCACAGUCAGUUCCUUGGAGGCACUAUGAUCAUCAUUAUCGGUGGUAUAAUUGUUGUUUCAGUGCUGGUGUUCAUUGUCAUCCUGAUGAUCCGUUACAAGGCCUACAGCAGCCCAGAGGACAGCAAGACCAAGGUCAGCUCCAGCAUGCACUCCCAGACCAACGGCAGCCAGCAGCGGCUCCAGCGCUCCGCCUCCAAGCAGCCCUCUGACGAGGGCCAGCGUGAGGCCCAGGCGCCCAAAGAGUGCAUGGCGCUGGUGCUGAGGGUGGACAAUGAGAAGAAGGAGGAUCCAGAAGCCACCACUGCCAUCCUGGAGGUGGAGCUGCCAAUGACUGUAGACAAGAUGAAGAGAAGAACCAGCCUGGAUGCACAGCGCUCUGGUCCCCCGUCUGAGGACACACAGACAGACAGUAGCCUGACCGGCUCCACCAUGUCCCUGUGUCUCAUAGGUCCCAAUGCUGGCACCAAGGAGGCUCCCAGGCUCAAGGACAAGAAAAGUGCCCUGGCCAACAUGGGAUUGCUCCCUAAUGAGCUGGCACGAACUAGGCACAGAUUCUCUUUUGACGGUGGGGAUUACUCCAUAUUUCAGAGUCAUAGUUACCCACGCAGAGCGAGGACGAGGUGGCACAAGUCCACCAACCAGCUCAACAUGGAAUCGUCUCCGCUCGCCAACAGGAGAGUUACAUUCAGCAGCACCGAGUGGAUGCUUGAGAGCACAGUCUGAGGAAAGCAGUGUAGCCGGAAGACGGCUCAGCCACACACUAACAUACACAUGUAAAAACACAAAUAUGUCUACAUGCCAUACAACGCACACUUUUCCUGCACACAGCACACGAUUGACACAAGCACAUUUACUUACACAUGCAAACUGUCUGUGAGUUGCUGGAGAAGAACACAGUCUCCCUUCAUCCGGCCUCCCCAUCAUACUCCCAGAGAGGUUUGUUGGCCAUGUCCUUUCUUUAUGCAGCGGUGCCUUAUUCUAAAAAAAAAUGUACGAAUGGAGGAUGCUGCUCACUGUAGUCAUAAACAUUCCUCUCUAUCAUUGCCUCCCACCCUGAUAAUGGGAAGCAUUACUUUGAUUUUUUUAAUUUUCUCCUAUUUCUGUGACAUGCUAAGGGGGUGUGGCGUUUGGAUGUGACUGUUUAAUUGUUAAAAAAAGAAAAAAAAAACUUCAUCAUAACUGUAAAGUGAACAGCCAGGUAUCCUGUUACAUCAAUCAUGUUUUGGGUUCUUUCAAAAAAAAAAAAAAAAAA
This is a messenger RNA of Xiphias gladius (swordfish), 3532 nucleotides long. It is a transcript of the gene lrfn1, whose product is annotated as leucine rich repeat and fibronectin type III domain containing 1. The transcript is spliced from 6 exons. Lineage: Eukaryota; Metazoa; Chordata; Actinopteri; Istiophoriformes; Xiphiidae. The coding region runs from base 730 to 3003 and encodes 757 amino acids. The record is from RefSeq and is a predicted model, not a curated record. Gene Ontology annotation, molecular function: protein binding.